UGCUAUGGUGCUAACGGCUCUUUUCUCCCCAGCCUUCAUCUGCUGUUGGAGUCCGUACUUCCUCUUCGAUAUCUUGGACAAUUUCAGCCUCCUUCCAAACACUAAGGAGCGUUUCUAUGCCUCUGUGAUCAUUCAGAACCUGCUGGCCUUGAAUAACGCCAUCAACCCCCUCAUCUACUGUGUUUUCAGCAGCUCCAUCUGCUUCCCCUGCGGGGAGCAAAGAUCACGGGAUUCCAGAAUGACAUGUCAGGAGAGAACUGAGAGGCAUGAGAUGCAGAUUCUGUCCAAGCCAGAAUUCAUGUAG
Messenger RNA from Orcinus orca (killer whale), 304 nucleotides. RefSeq names its product neuropeptide S receptor-like. Lineage: Eukaryota; Metazoa; Chordata; Mammalia; Artiodactyla; Delphinidae. Bases 5 to 304 code for a protein of 99 amino acids. The record is from RefSeq and is a predicted model, not a curated record. Gene Ontology annotation, cellular component: membrane; cytoplasm. The transcript has 2 exons. Gene Ontology annotation, biological process: positive regulation of release of sequestered calcium ion into cytosol; neuropeptide signaling pathway. Gene Ontology annotation, molecular function: neuropeptide receptor activity.